Sebastes umbrosus (honeycomb rockfish) is the source of this 1343-nucleotide messenger RNA. It is a transcript of the gene praf2, whose product is annotated as PRA1 domain family, member 2. The record is from RefSeq and is a predicted model, not a curated record. The transcript has 3 exons. The coding region runs from base 42 to 578 and encodes 178 amino acids. NCBI's taxonomy places the organism in Eukaryota, Metazoa, Chordata, Actinopteri, Perciformes, Sebastidae. Gene Ontology annotation, cellular component: membrane.
GUUGCAUUCUGGUAAAUUGAGUUUAUUAUCGUUGAGGAAAGAUGGCAGGCGUGCAGCCGCCACCCCUCCGGAGCCUGGAUGAUUUCCUCCUGAGCUCGGCCCGGUUCGCCGUGCCCGAUGUGCGCGACCUGGACCGCUGGAACAACCGCAUCAUCAACAACCUGCUGUACUACCAGAGCAACUACCUGGUGGCGAUGCUCGGCCUCCUGCUGCUGGUGGGGUAUUUCCAGCCUGUCCAGUUGUUUGUCGGGGCGGUGGUGGUUACCGUGUUAUUCCUGGGCUUUGUCUGGGUCGCCGAGAACCAAGCUCCCAUUCGUCGUUUCCGUAGAAACCACCCAUCGGUCGCUGUGUUGGCAAUUCUUUUGGCCAGUUACCUCUUCGUAUCGGUGCUGGGAGAUGUGGCCGUGUUCCUGUUCGGGAUAGCCUUCCCUAUACUGAUGGUUCUGGUCCAUGCGUCGGUGAGACUGCGCAGCCUGAAGAACAAGCUGGAGAACAAACUGGAGAGCAUCGGUCUGAAGAGGACACCCAUGGGACUCCUGUUGGAGGCCCUGGGGCAGGAACAGGAGGCUGGAUCCUAGAGAGACAAAAAGGAAGAGGAGAUCUGCAGAGGUGGGGGGGGAUAGUUUGGGUGCCAUCUGAGGGUAAUGGCAAGAGAAGUGGACGUGAAGUGGGAAGAGGCGAGGAAAAAGCGUAGGAGAAGGAGAGAAUUACUGCAGGGAAAGAGGAAAAAUAAUAAGAAAAAUGAAGUAGAAAGAAAGAGUCAGGAACAAAAGGGGUGGUUUGGUUUGUCAAAAAUAAUUAAUUGGAGAUGCUAUGGUCCAAUGGGAAAAAGAAUAGAAAUCAUCAUAAUGAACAAAUGAAUCGAAUCAUCCCUGAUCUGCUUUUGCACUUUAAGCGCACAUUAUUUUUUUUCAUUUAUUUCAUUUCAUGAUACAUUUCUGUGUUUAAUGCAAGUGUGCAGUGUCGUAGCCGUAUGGGCGUAUUCACAUUGAGUCACAUUGAACCUUAAAGGGGUUGUAUGAGGUACUUUCUCCAUAGUCAGAGAAUCACUCACAGUAGAUGACGCAUAAAAUGUAUUUUGCCUGAAAAAAAUGUAUAUCUGUUAAAGUGUACGCUAUAUUUAGAAUAUUUUUACGAAGGCAAACUGAACUGAAAGUGAAACACAUUUCUUCUGUUUUUGUCAUCUGAGGUUGCCGGCUUAGGAGAGAGCAUCGAUAAGUCUCACUUUCAGUUCAGUUCCCUGUCAGAAAGGAGAAGGAAAGGGCUGUCUGAUGGCAAGAUAAAGCGGUGAAAAUAUUCUAAAAAUAGCGCACACUUAAACGGAUAUCGAUUUUUUUUUUUUU